Molecule: messenger RNA, 637 nt
Organism: Phragmites australis (common reed)
Lineage: Eukaryota; Viridiplantae; Streptophyta; Magnoliopsida; Poales; Poaceae
Exons: 2
Coding region: 11-460 (149 amino acids)
Source: RefSeq, a predicted model, not a curated record
UUUGGCCAUAAUGCCCUGGAGUCUAGCUAAACAGGCGGAACCCACGCGCUCGGGCUCGGAGGGCGGGGACCCGCUGGACGUGGAGGCGCUGAGCGUGCGAUGCGAGUGCUGCGGGAUGGCGGAGGAUUGCACGCCCACGUACAUCGGCCGCGUGCGGGAGCGGUUCCAGGGGAAGUGGGUGUGCGGGCUGUGCGCCGAGGCCGUCAAGGAGCGGCAGGCACGGGAGCCGGCGCUCACCGUGGCCGGCGCCGUGGAGGCGCACGCGGCGCUGUGCGAGCGGUUCAACUCCACCGUGCGGCUCAACCCCAAGCUGUCCCUCGCCAGCUCUAUGCGCGACAUCGCGCGCAAGAGCAACCAGCACCGGAGCGGUGGCGGCGGCGCCACCGCGACCACCCCUCCAUCCGCAUGCGGCGGCGACAAGCUGAGCCGCGCCGCCAGCUGUGCGCUGCUCUACGCCUGACACAUGGAUGUGUGAUCCCUAUCGAUCUGAUCACCAACAACCAUAUUACAGCAGCACGUACGAGCUAGCGCGUUAGCUCGACGGGAUGCACUGCUUGCCGUGAUAUAUAUACUCACACGCGACAUGCAUGUAUAUGUAGCAUAGGACAUGCAUGUAGCCGGUAAGUACUGUAGUAGC